Molecule: messenger RNA, 5540 nt
Organism: Panicum virgatum (switchgrass)
Lineage: Eukaryota; Viridiplantae; Streptophyta; Magnoliopsida; Poales; Poaceae
Product: transcription elongation factor SPT6 homolog
Exons: 18
Coding region: 312-5222 (1636 amino acids)
Biological process (GO): transcription elongation-coupled chromatin remodeling; mRNA transcription by RNA polymerase II; transcription elongation by RNA polymerase II
Cellular component (GO): transcription elongation factor complex
Molecular function (GO): histone binding; nucleic acid binding; nucleosome binding
Source: RefSeq, a predicted model, not a curated record
GGACCAUUGGGCAAAAACGGAAACCUGUGAAGUUGAGCCGACUCGAGGGUUUCUUCUCUCUCCCUCUCCCCUUCUCCGCCUUUGUAUUCUACCGCUGCUCAGCCGCAACUCAUUGUUGUGCCUCAUCGUCGUGGGCCGGGACGCAGCAAGCGAGGCCUCCUUCCGCCGAGAGCUAUUCUCUCGCCGAGAAGCGUAGCCCUCUCCCUCUCCCUCGACCUCCGCCCUCGGCCGGUGUCUGACCGGCGUGGUGUGGAGAUCCGCCCGCGCUUGGAUCGUUUUCUUCGUUCGUCGGUUGGAAUCCCUCGGUAGCAAUGGGACGCACGGUGCUCUCCGAUGACGAAGACGAUAUCGAGGAGGUCGGGGAGGAGGAACCGCGGUCCUCGCGGAGGGAUGGGGACGAUGAUGAUGAAGACGAGGAGGAUGACGAAGAAGGGCAGGAUGAAUUUGAGAAGGAUGGCUUUAUAGUUGAUGAUGAAGAUGAGGAGGAUGAGGAUGGAGAGGAAGAAGAACAGAAAAGUGAUGAUGAGAGGAGAAAGAAGAAAAGGAAGAAGAAAAGGGAAUCAGAAGACUUCAUGCUUGAUGAGGAUGACUACAUGUUGCUGCAGGAUAAUAACAUCACUGGCAUCAGUCGGCCGAAGCCUGGAAAUAAGUUUAAACGCUUGAAGAAAGCUGGAAGGGAAUCUGAAAUGGAUGAGCGUGGUUUGUCAGAUGAUGAUGGAACUGGGAAAAAACGUACUGGCAAGGAGAGAGUUGAGUACAGUUUAUUUGGUGACGCUCAAGAUGCUGUCACCUAUGAGGAGGACAUCAUUGAGGACGAGCAGCAGGUAGAUGAAGCUGAAGAACCAGAUGACGAUGAGGAUGAAAUGGCAGAUUUCAUUGUGGAGGAAGAUGAAAUUGAUGGGAACGGCCAAGUUGUAAGAAGGAAGAAAUUUAAAAAGAAGGUACCACGACAAACUGCUGGUGUAUCAUCAUCUGCCCUGCAAGAGGCCCAAGACAUAUUUGGUGAUGUUGAUGACUUGCUAGCACGAAGAAAGCAAGAAAUGGAGAGGGAGGCUAUUAACUCCGGUGAGUUGAGGGGCAAGAGGCUUGAAGAUGAGUUUGAGCCAUUUAUUCUUGCAGAGAAGUAUAUGACAACAAAAGAUGAGCAAAUAAAAGAAAAUGAUGUGCCUGAGAGGAUACAGCUGUCUGAAGAAUUGACUGGCUAUCCUCCAACGGAUACCACGAUGGUAGAGGAAGAAAGUGUAUGGAUACACAGCCAACUAACUGGGGAUGGAUUUCUUUCCUUUUUUGGCAAUGAGCAUGUGAACAAGGAUAUUGACCAGAAGGAUAUUGUUAACGUCCUGAACAUGUUGCAUGUCAACAAAUUUGAAAUUCCAUUCAUUGCAAUGUAUAGAAAAGAGAUGUGUCCAAGCCUGUUAAGAGAUCCUGAUUCCAAUGACCAGGAUAAUAAAAACAAUGACCAGGAUACUAAAAACAAUGACCAGGAUAAUAAAAAGGGUCCCGAAAUGAGGUGGCAUAAACUACUCUGGGCAGUUCAGACCUUAGACAGAAAGUGGCUACUUCUUCAGAAGCGCAAGGUCGCUUUAGAGUUGUAUUAUGAAAAGAGAUUUGAUGAUGAGAAGCGGAGGAUAGAUGAUGUCACAAGGCAGGAACUAAACCGGCAACUUUAUAAUUCCAUCAUUGAAGCACUAAAGGAUGCUAAAUCUGAGAAAGAGGUGGAGGAUGUUGAUGCAAAAUUCAAUUUACACUUCCCUCCAGGUGAAGUUGAAGAAGAAGGACAAUUUAAACGGCCAAAAAGGAAAUCCUUGUACAGUAUCUGUCACAAGGCAGGGUUAUGGGAGGUUGCCAGCCAAUUUGGACGUAGUGCUGAGCAAUUAGGUCACCAUCUGACAUUAACAAAAAUACCUGAAGCUGGUGAGCUUGAUAGUGGGAAAGGUUCGCCUGAAGAUGUUGCUGCAAAUUUCACUUGUGCAAUGUUUGAAACAGCACAAGAUGUUCUUCGUGGUGCAAGACACAUGGCAGCAGUCGAGAUAGGUUGUGAGCCAAUUAUAAAAAAGCAUAUUCGAGGCAUCUUCAUGGAGAAAGCAGUUGUAUCAACGAGUCCCACACAUGAGGGCAAUACGAUCAUAGAUCCAUAUCAUCAACUAUCAGGUGUUAAGUGGCUGAGAGAGAAACCACUGUGCAAGUUUGUAGAUGCACAGUGGCUACUUAUUCAGAAAGCAGAGGAAGAAAAGCUCCUCAAGGUUACCAUAAAACUGCCUGAAAAUGCAAAGAAAGAACUCAUGUCUGAUGCACGCGAGAAUUACCUUAGUGAUUGUGUCAGUAAGACUGCACAAUUGUGGGAUGAGCAACGGAAGAUGAUACUGGAUGAUGCCUUCUUUAAUUUCCUCCUUCCAUCAAUGGAAAAGGAGGCUCGAUCGCUUUUGACAGCAAAAGCCAAACAUUGGCUCUAUAUGGAAUAUGGGAAACAGUUGUGGAACAAGGUUACUGUUGCUCCUUGGAAGAAGAAGGAUGCAGACAAGAGGGAUUCUGACAUUGAUUUGGAUGAUGAAUCGGAGUUGAGAGUUAUGGCCUGCUGCUGGGGUCCUGGGAAGCCAGCAACUACCUUUGUAAUGCUAGACUCAUCAGGAGAAUUGGUUGAUGUUCUAUAUGCAGGUUCUAUCAGUAACAGGUCUCAAGGAAUUGCUGAAACGCAGCGGAAGAAGAAUGACCAGCAGCGAGUUUUAAAGUUUAUGACUGAUCAUCAACCACAUGUUGUAUGUGUAGGAGCAUCAAACUACAAUUGCAGACAACUCAAGGAUGAUAUUUAUGAGGUUAUUUUUAGAAUUGUAGAAGAUCAUCCAAGAGACGUUAACCCACAAAUGGAAAACUUAGCCAUUGUCUAUGGUGACGAGUCUGUGCCUCGCUUAUAUGAGAACUCACGAAUAUCUUCAGAUCAACUUCCUGGCCAAUCAGGUAUUGUGAAGCGUGCUGUGGCGCUUGGACGUUAUCUUCAGAAUCCAUUGGCAAUGAUUGCAACACUAUGUGGACCUGGAAAAGAGAUACUCUCUUGGAAACUGCACGUGCUUGAACAAUUUCUUACUCCUGAUGAGAAGUAUGAUAUUGUUGAGCAAGUAAUGGUUGAUGCAACAAAUCAGAUGGGUUUUGAUGUUAAUCUUGCUGCUAGCCAUGAGUGGCAUUUCUCGACUUUACAAUUUAUUGCUGGUCUGGGUCCACGCAAAGCUUCAGCUUUGCAGAAAGAUCUGGUAAGAGAGGGAUCAAUUUUUAGUCGCAAGGAGCUUGUAAAGCCUCUAGGCAGGAAAGUAUUCAUGAAUGCUUCUGGGUUCUUACGUGUACGGCGGAGUGGUGCAGCUGCAGCCAGUGCUCAGAUCAUUGAUCUGCUUGAGGAUACAAGGAUCCAUCCUGAAUCAUAUGUAUUGGCAAAAAAUUUGGCUAAGGAUGUCUAUGCUGAGGAUGCACCACAUGAAGUGAAUGAGAUGGACGACGAUGAACAAGAGAUGGCGAUUGAGCAUGUUAGGGAAAACCCAUGUUAUCUUAAUCGUCUUGUCAUUGACGAAUAUAUAAAGAGUAUUCCAGAGGAAUUCCGUAAAAAGGAAACACUGGAGGCCAUAAGGGAGGAACUGAAGUGUGGAUUCUCUGACUGGAGGACCCUGUAUACCGAGCCUAGCCCAGAUGAGGAAUUCUGGAUGCUUUCUGGUGAAACUGAGGAUAUGAUAUCUGAGGGAAGGAUUGUUCAAGUAACUGUUCGUAAUAUACAAGAGAGCAAAAUUAUCUGCACCUUUGAUUCUGGUCUGAAGGCCAUAGUUAUGGCAGACAACUAUUCUGAUGAGGGAUUUGAUCCAGCAUCAUCGCAGUUACAUGAAGGUGAUCUGUUAACCGGCAAGAUUAGGAAUGUGAAUAAAAAUAGGUUCAUGGUUUACCUAACAUGCAAGGCUAGUGAAAUGAGGAGAAGACCAUUCUCCAGAGGUGAUCAAGACCCCUAUUAUCAUGAACAAGCCAUGACCUCACAGACUGUAGAGGAUAAGGCUCGGAAGCAAAAGGAACUUGCAAAGAAACAUUUCAAGCCCCGGAUGAUUGUCCACCCUCACUUUCAGAACCUGACAGCUGAAGAAGCCAUGCAGUUCUUAUCAGAUAAAGAGCCUGGUGAGAAGGUCAUCCGGCCAAGUUCUCGGGGACCAUCAUUUUUGACUCUUACCUUGAAAAUUUUUGAUGGUGUUUUUGCACACAAGGAGAUAACUGAAGGUGGGAAGGAUCACAAAGAUAUAACAAGUUUGCUUCGCCUAGGAAAAACACUAACAAUUGACAAUGAAACUUUCGAAGACCUUGAUGAGGUUAUAGACAGAUAUGUGGACCCGUUGGUAGGGCACCUGAAAAGCAUGCUCUCCUACCGUAAAUUCAGGAAAGGGUUAAAAAAUGAGGUUGAUGAGUUGUUAAGAGCAGAGAAGGCAGAGAACCCUAUGAGAAUAGUAUAUAGCUUUGGCAUAUCUCAUGAACAUCCUGGCACCUUUAUAUUGUCAUAUAUUAGGAGUACAAAUCCACAUCACGAGUAUGUUGGAUUAUACCCAAAGGGCUUCAGAUUCCGGAAGAGAGACUUUGACAACAUUGAUCGCCUUGUGUCCUAUUUCCAGAAGAAUAUUGAUAAACCACCACCAGAUGCCGGACCAUCCAUGCGAAAUGUUGCGGCUAUGGUGCCUAUGAAAAAUUCAACUUGGGGUUCCGGUGGUGGUGCAGGUGGUGCAAACGAUGGAUGGAGGGGAGAUAGCAAUAAUGAUAGGGAUAGAUCAUUUUCUGGAAGAUCAGGAGGGAGGUUUGAUUCAAGGAACAAUUCUGGUGGUCGUGGACGAGGACGUGGGCGUGGUCGUGGCAACUUUGGCAAUGAGGACAAUGGUGGAGGCUGGACAGAUAACAUUGGCAGUGGCAGAGGUGGAUGGGGCACAGGCGGCAGUGGUGGCUCCUCCUGGGGUGCUGGUGGUAAUGGCAGAGGAUCUGGGGGUGGGGAUGCUGCUGGAUGGGGGGGUGGAGCUGGCGGUGAUAACAACAGUGGUGGAGGCGGCUGGGGAACAGCGGCUGGUGGUACAAACGGUGCUGGUGGUGGAAGUGGAGGGGGCUGGGGAGAAGCUGCUGGUGGCUCUAACGACUCAGGAUGGGACAGCGCUAAAAAAGCCGUAGCAGCACAUGACAGUGGGAGCGGCUGGGGCUCAGGUGGCGGCGGUGGCUGGUGAUGAGUUUGUCCUGCACACCUGCGUACUAGUGCAUCGGACAAGAAGUACAAGCUGAAAAAGUUUGCCUCUUUUUUGUUUUUGAACUUUUAUCCGAUUUACACUCAACUGCUGUCGAUGGAGCGAACUGUCGACUUGCUAGCAGUUUCUCUAGCUCCUGCAAAUGCUACUGGAAUGCAUGUACAGCCCUAGUGUGUCUGGUCAGUCUUGUUACUCUGAACUUGAUAGUAUGCCAUCAUUUCCAAGCUACUGCCUCUAGGUUUUAGCGCUAUUUUACUCGGAUGUAUGUUGCCUAAAAGAUGCGAAGCACGUUUAGCUGGA